Linnemannia hyalina is the source of this 1209-nucleotide messenger RNA. Lineage: Eukaryota; Fungi; Mortierellomycota; Mortierellomycetes; Mortierellales; Mortierellaceae. The record is from the annotation of a GenBank genome assembly.
AUGUCCCCCUCAAAGCAAGCAAUCCUCGUCACCGGAGGCUGUGGCUACAUUGGCUCGCACACGGUCCUCCGCCUCCUCGAGUCCGGUUACAAGGUCAUCGUCGUAGACAACCUCUCAAACUCAUCCUACGAGUCCCUCCGCCGCGUCCACAAGCUCUACGCCAUCACCGCCGCCGCCUCGCCCUCGGCACAAUUUGAAGACGCCGCCCUCCCCGUCGAAACCCUCAUCCCCUUCUACCAGGUCGACAUCCUUGACCGCCAUGGCCUCGUCAAGGUCUUUGAAGAUCACCCCGAAAUCUCCUCCGUGAUCCAUUUCGCUGGCCGCAAAGCCGUCGGUGAAUCGGGCCGGAUUCCUUUAGACUAUUAUAAUGUCAACAUCUCAGGCACGGUCAACCUGUUGCAGGUCAUGGAGGACUUUCAUGUCCGCAAGAUUGUCUUUUCUUCAUCCGCUACUGUCUAUGGCAACCCUCCUUCGAUUCCCAUCCCUGAGACGUCGCCCAUCGUCACUGUGAUGAGCCCCUACGGAAGAACAAAGGUCUUUUUGGAACAUAUACUCAAGGACCUCUGCGUCGCCUCUGUUAUUAAGCAGCAGCAGCACCUCCAGGACCGUACCAACAACACUGACGGAGCCAACGGAGCUGAGGUCGAGCGUAACUAUGAGUGGAGCGUGAUGUUGUUGAGAUACUUCAACCCUGCGGGAGCUCAUCCUUCGGGUAUUAUGGGAGAGGAUUGCAAGGGCACCCCCAACAACUUGAUGCCCUUCUUGUCCCAGGUCGCUGUCGGCAAGCUCGAGAGACUCGCCGUCUUUGGAAACGACUACCCCACUGAUGACGGUACCUGCAUUCGCGACUACCUCCAUGUUGUCGAUCUCGCACAGGGUCACGUCGCAGCAUUAGAAAAGUUGGAUCAGGAACAGGCUGCAGGAAACUAUGGCUGCAAGGCCUACAACUUGGGAACCGGCACCGGCUACUCGGUCUUUGACAUGGUCAAGGCCUUCAACAAAGCUGUCGGAACAGACCUCCCCUACAAGGUCACCGACCGCCGUGCCGGAGAUGUCCCCAACCUGACCUCGGACCCUCGUCUUGCCAACAAGGAGUUGAACUGGAGGGCAGAAAAGACUCUUGACGAGAUGUGUGCCGAUCUCUGGAGAUGGCAGCGCAACAACCCUGAUGGUUAUGCUGUCUCACCCUCUAUCCCUCAUCCCGUUUAA